UCGUUUAUAGACUUUUUGCAGUCUAUAAUAACGCGUCUCAUCUAGGAGACUAGGACUAAACUCUUGUAAAUUCAUGUUCCCCCCAUUCUGAAAAUAUUACACGGCAAAUUAAUAUAUAUCGGAUCGCAAUCAAUGUCAGGCUACCCGCACAACGCUCCCGGCUCCGGCUACGGCUACGGUCAACCUUACGGCGCUCCACCACCAUCUCAAUCUCAACCAUACGGGUCACACCAACCACCAACGGCUCAACCCUACGCCGCGCCACCCUCUCACGGCUCCAAACCUGAUAAACCCCCUAAAGAUACCCACACACAACCAUACGGGGCCCCGCCCCAUCCACAAUCACAUGGGUAUGGUGCACCGGGUCAUGGGCCGUCGGGUUAUCCUUCAAGUUCAAGCCCAUUUGCGUCGUUGUUACCAUCGACUUUUCCACCGGGUACUGACCCGACUGUGGUAGCGUGUUUUCAAGUAGCGGAUCAAGAUGGGAGUGGUUUGAUUGAUGAUAAGGAACUUCAAAGGGCUUUGUCUUCUUAUAAUCAGAGUUUUAGUCUUCGUACUGUUCAUCUUCUUAUGUAUCUCUUUACUUCCUCAAAUUCCCGCAAAAUUGGUCCCAAGGAAUUUACUGCUCUGUUCUACAGCCUGCAAUCCUGGAGGGAAAUAUUUGAGCGAUAUGAUAGAGAUAGGAGUGGCAAGAUAGACGUAUCAGAGCUGCGUGAUGCACUGUAUGGCCUUGGAUUUUCUGUUUCUCCUGUAAUAUUGGAUUUGCUUGUCUCUAAGUUUGAUAAGACUGGGGGAAAGAGCAAGGCCAUUGAAUAUGAUAACUUCAUCGAGUGCUGCCUCACUGUGAAGGGUCUAACCGAGAAGUUCAAGGAGAAGGACAAGAAUUACAGCGGCUCAGCGACUUUCGCUUAUGAGGAAUUCAUGCUCACUGUUCUACCCUUUCUAAUUGCAUAAAGGAUAGCCAAGUUCCUUUCCUAUUAAUUGAUUGUAUAAUUAUGAUGUAUGUAAAUCUCAUGCUUUCAAGCUUGGAUCUUUCGGUUUUCUUGAUUAUAUAUUACUAAAAUCUUUGUUCAA
Amaranthus tricolor (Joseph's coat) is the source of this 1074-nucleotide messenger RNA. RefSeq names its product calcium-binding protein CBP-like. Bases 133 to 954 code for a protein of 273 amino acids. The transcript is spliced from 5 exons. Lineage: Eukaryota; Viridiplantae; Streptophyta; Magnoliopsida; Caryophyllales; Amaranthaceae. The record is from RefSeq and is a predicted model, not a curated record. Gene Ontology annotation, molecular function: calcium ion binding.